Messenger RNA from Puntigrus tetrazona (Sumatra barb), 1692 nucleotides. It is a transcript of the gene elovl8b, whose product is annotated as ELOVL fatty acid elongase 8b. Gene Ontology annotation, cellular component: endoplasmic reticulum membrane. Gene Ontology annotation, molecular function: fatty acid elongase activity. NCBI's taxonomy places the organism in Eukaryota, Metazoa, Chordata, Actinopteri, Cypriniformes, Cyprinidae. The record is from RefSeq and is a predicted model, not a curated record. The coding region runs from base 268 to 1062 and encodes 264 amino acids. The transcript is spliced from 9 exons. Gene Ontology annotation, biological process: fatty acid elongation, saturated fatty acid; sphingolipid biosynthetic process; fatty acid elongation, polyunsaturated fatty acid.
GAAAUGUGAGUUAUGAAAACUGGGCGCAGUCCAAAGUUUUACCUCCAACAGUUCUGUGCACUUCUGCAUAACAUCUGAUAACAACCUACUUCUUAUGUUACUCAAAUAAUUUUGUGUGAAGUUCAAAGUUCCUAUUUGGGUCCUAUUUGAACUCUUCCUGUACUUUUCCUCAGUUGCAAGAACAGCCUGCAUAGGGAGAAGGUAUCCCUCGAGGACUAGACCUCAAAUCAUUGUGUUGCAAAUCUAUUUACUUAAGCAUAGUACUCUAUGGAAUCGACAUGGCAGAAAGUGGAGUCCAUGCAUCGCUGGAUUCUGGAGAACGGAGAUAGCCGCACGGAUCCAUGGCUUCUAGUCUACUCUCCUGUACCGAUCAUCUCUAUAUUUCUGUGCUAUCUUGGUAUUAUUUGGAUUGGACCCAAGCUUAUGAAACGCAAGGAACCAGUGGACCUAAAAGCAGUUCUUAUCGUGUAUAACUUUGCCAUGGUCGGUUUGUCGAUUUACAUGUUCCACGAGUUUUUGGUCACUUCUUGGCUUGCAAACUACAGUUACCUGUGUCAACCAGUAGACUACAGCUCCAGCCCUCUAGGAAUGAGGAUGGCCAGUGUAUGCUGGUGGUUCUUCUUCUCUAAAGUCAUUGAGCUCAGUGAUACAGUCUUUUUUAUCUUAAGAAAAAAGAACGGUCAGCUCACUUUUCUACAUGUGUAUCAUCAUGGAACCAUGAUCUUCAACUGGUGGGCAGGAGUUAAAUUUGUGGCGGGAGGUCAAUCGUUUUUUAUCGGGCUGUUGAACACCUUCGUUCAUAUAGUGAUGUACUCUUACUAUGGCCUGGCGGCUCUGGGACCUCACAUGCAAAAAUAUCUGUGGUGGAAGCGCUACCUCACCUCAUUACAGCUAGUCCAGUUUGUCUUGCUGACUAUUCACACUGGAUACAACCUCUUCACCGAAUGUGAUUUUCCUGAUUCCAUGAAUGCAGUUGUGUUUGCGUACUGCGUCAGCCUCAUCAUACUCUUCAGCAACUUUUACUACCAGAGCUACAUAACUAGGAAGAGCAAGAAGUCUUAACACAAUUGAUCCAUGUGAUAAGCAGAGGACUCACCCGUCCUUUUCUUUUCUCACUGCAGUCAUUCCACAGCUAAAUUAAGUCUUCAGGACAGAAAUUGUGAAACCACUGACCUCCUAUUUUGGGUUGUAAAUGACUUAUCCAAUAAAGAUGUGACAUGUCUUAUUGCAUUUUGGAACAUCAACCAAACUAACUUGAACUGUAAAUAAAGUGCAAUUUCAUUUUAAAUAAUUCUGAGGUGGAGCUUUAUCGGUUCGCAGGGUAAAAGAACAGUUUUGUACUGUAUGAUUCAGUAUAUUUAUUAACAAAAGUGAAGUGCACUAGAUGGCACUGUUUACGUAUCUUGGCCGCAGCUACGAGAUGUUCUGUAAUGUUCUCGCGAUAUUUAGCGGCACUCGGGAAUGGAUGAUCCUUCUCGUUGCUUUUGAAUGAAAAUUUGGGCAAUUUUUUUGCAUAUAAAUUCUCACUGUAAACAUGAAAGUGGCGCAUGUGUUUUUUCGUGGGUAUCAGUUAAUUUCUUGAUUUGACCGCUUCUGCAUGUAUAUUUUAAUAAUGUAUGGUAAUUCUCUUUCAAUGUACUGUAUUUGCCCCGAUUUCAUCCAUGGGAAAUUUAUUAAUCAUUAUAUAUUAUU